This is a messenger RNA of Eurytemora carolleeae, 1123 nucleotides long. RefSeq names its product serine protease inhibitor Kazal-type 1. Lineage: Eukaryota; Metazoa; Arthropoda; Copepoda; Calanoida; Temoridae. The transcript is spliced from 4 exons. The record is from RefSeq and is a predicted model, not a curated record. Bases 60 to 359 code for a protein of 99 amino acids. Gene Ontology annotation, molecular function: protein binding.
UAAUCCCACACAUAAAAAAAUAAUAUUGUAUUUCCAUCAGACAAUAACAAAAAUAAACAAUGAAGACGACAAUGGUUUUACUCUUACUGGGCUUUAUGCUUCUAGUUAAUUGUGAUGACGGGGAGGUCGUCGUUGAGAAGGAGGUCGAGGCUGGGAACAAGACCGAGGAUGAAACCUCGGGGGUUUUGCCUUCAGAAUGCUUCCUAUGCAACUGUCCCAAGAUAUAUGCUGCAAAGUGCGGAAGUGAUGGUAAAACUUAUCAGAAUGAAUGUAUGAUGGAAUGCGCUAAGGAGAAAUGUCCAGAUUUGACCAGAGAUCUUAGUUUAGACGCAAGGAACAUCAGGAGUGGUCCUUGCUAGAUCUGCAUUCCCUUUAUUUCAAUCUUGCUUUAUCAAUCCUUACAUUACCACAUUUCUAAACCAAUCCCUUUAUUGCCACAUAACCAAACCAAUCCUUACAUUGCCACAUUUUUAAACCAAUCCCUACAUUGCCAAAAUAACUAAACCAAUCCCUACAUUGCCAAAAUAACUAAACCAAUCACUACAUUGCAAUAUUUUUAAACCAAUCCCUACAUUACCACAUAACUAAACCAAUCCCUACAUUGCCACAUUUUUAAACCAAUCCCUAAAUUUCCACAUUUCUAAACCAAUCCCUAAAUUGCCACAUUCUAAACAAAUACCUACAUUGCCACAUUUUUAAACCAAUCCCUCCAUUACCACAUAACUAAGCCAAUCCCUACAUUGCCACAUUUCUAAACCAAUCCCUACAUUGCCAUAUAACUAAACCAAUCCCUACAUUGCCACAUUUCUAAAUCAAUCCCUUAAUUGCCACAUUUCUAAACCAAUCCCUUAAUUGCCACAUUUCUAAACCAAUCCCUUUAUUGCCACAUAACUAAACCAAUCCCUUAAUUGCCACAUUUCUAAACCAAUCCCUAAAUUGCCACAUUUCUAAACCAAUCCCUUUAUUGCCACACAACUAAACCAACCCCUUUAUUACCACAUUUCUAAACGAAUCCCUUUAUUGCCCCUUGAUAAAACAAAAUUGCAAUUAUUUUCUACUUAUUUAUUACUGUUUUAUAUAUUUUUAUAAAUUGGUUGAUUACAAUAAAAGCUAUUAUAAUCUG